Messenger RNA from Puccinia graminis f. sp. tritici CRL 75-36-700-3, 1658 nucleotides. RefSeq lists its product as uncharacterized. Gene Ontology annotation, biological process: vesicle-mediated transport; mitotic spindle elongation. Lineage: Eukaryota; Fungi; Basidiomycota; Pucciniomycetes; Pucciniales; Pucciniaceae. Gene Ontology annotation, cellular component: Golgi membrane. The record is from RefSeq and is a predicted model, not a curated record. Bases 257 to 1270 code for a protein of 337 amino acids. The transcript has 5 exons.
AAUGACAUGAGAGGACGUGGCAUAGACUGCUGUGAGAUGAGUUUCUAUAAUUUGAUUAGUUGGCAACCUAUACAUACAUAAAACAAGAUUUAAUGUUUUCCACAUGAACCCUAUGACAGCCUCCCUGGUUUCUAUCUCAACCUGAUCAACAACCCACUCGACUACGAGGGAUAGGACUAGAGGAGAGAACCUUGGUCGAGUCAGACACACUUUUCCGAAUUCACUGCCCAGUCCACCCACUCGAUCAACUUCCGGGAUGCCAUUCUUAACCGGACUACAGCCACAUAACCUGCAACAGAAGGCUCGAUUGGCCUAUCGUAACUUCAGAGAAUGGUUCGACGAACUCAGUAUCCUGGCCAAGAUAUUCACUUCUUGCUAUCUUGCGCUCAACUUCUUACUCUUCCUGGCACUCAUCAUCCUCACCCCCUCUUGGAUCUUUGCACGACUGGCUCGCUGGGCAAUCGAUCUAAGGGAACUCACUCUCGGUCCAUUCUAUUUGAUCUUCUUCCUCACCCUCGCUAGCUUCCCUCCAGUGAUCGGCUACGGCACUCUCACGACACUUUGCGGGUUCACUUAUGGCUGGUUUUGGGGUUGGAUUUUGGCAAGCGUAGGCUGUUUAUGCGGAAGUGCUACAAGUUUCCUAUUACUCCGGAAAAACCUCCCCCGUUUCCAGCAUUGGUUGUCGAAACAACCCAGGUUUGCAGCACUCAGACAAGCAGUCGCUGUCAAGGGAUUGCCAUUGAUCUGUUUGAUUCGACUAUGCCCCUUCCCAUUCACAUACAGCAACCUAUUUUUUGCAUCCCUGACGACUUCGUGUGGAUUGCAAGAUUUCAUGAUCGCCACCCUAGCGACAACGCCGAAGUUACUACUACACGUAUUCAUUGGAGCCAGAGUGUUCCAUCUAUCAGAUCCGAGUUCAACGCACCGAUUGGACAAUUUGACGAUCGCCCUGAACAUCUUUUACAUCGUGGCUGGAGCUUCUCUUGGCGCGGCAGUCUCAUACUAUCUCUACCAAGCGACGAUGGCACAGGCGGGUCAGAUCAGUCUAGCGUUGGAUGACGAGGCAAGAGUCGGAGGUGCCGAGGGCGAUCGACUAAGAACAUUGGAUGAAGAGGAAGAAGAGAUCAGGAGAGAACUGUUGGGCGGUGAGGCUGGCGAUUCGGAACGUCAGUGGGACGUCGAGUUUGAUGACUUCGAUCAAGAUGAUGAGGAUCCUCAAGCAACCGUGAAUACCGAUGGAAAAUCCUCAAAACUCCAGUCCGGAACUUGAACGCUUCCCCCCUUUUGCCGUACUCAAGAACCCUUUCAAAGCUCAUCUCAUCAAAAUAAAAAUUAUUAUCGUCUCUUCUUCUCCUUGUAUGCACCUCUCACUUCUCCAUGUCUUCUGCAUGUCUUCCAUUGAUGAUUCCUAUAAGGUUCCUGAAAUCAAGUUUCUCUCUAUGUUCAUUUUUUUUUCUUCUUUGUUUUUAGUAAACAAAACUGUUGUUUGAUGGAUAAAGAUUCACAAAUGUGACUAGUUGGAUUUUGUACUCCUCCUUUUAUUGUUUUUUUUUGCUGCUCAUAUAAUACGCAGAACCGAUAACAGAUUGCAACAUUAAAUUGAAGCAUGUUGGGAACACUGUGGGUAAUAUUAAAUAAAAAUACCACCCAUACCAUUA